Messenger RNA from Pectinophora gossypiella (pink bollworm), 2496 nucleotides. RefSeq names its product cytochrome P450 4c3-like. Lineage: Eukaryota; Metazoa; Arthropoda; Insecta; Lepidoptera; Gelechiidae. The record is from RefSeq and is a predicted model, not a curated record. Bases 238 to 1749 code for a protein of 503 amino acids. The transcript has 9 exons. Gene Ontology annotation, molecular function: oxidoreductase activity, acting on paired donors, with incorporation or reduction of molecular oxygen; iron ion binding; heme binding.
CAGUCUAGACCGAAGUGUUCGCUUAGCACCGGUCACAAAUAUCGCGCAUGAGCUCAGAAGCUACAAGUUUUUGCGAACAGCUCAUUAUAAUUCAAAACAUACCUAACCUUGGUCAUUACUACUGCGAUUGAUAAUGACAAUGUAGGCAAACAGAUAAUUUGAGUGCGUCGAAUCCGAAUAAGUACCUAUCCACAGACGAGUCAGUGUUGGAACUUGGAGGGUCUUGGAACCAUCGCCAUGUUUUUCUACCUACUGUUAGUAGUUAUAGUACUUCUGGCGUUUAUUUGCCUGCACCUCAGGUUCUCAAGAUGGGGCAGACUGAUGGCCAAAAUUCCCGGGAACAAAUCCUAUCCCAUCAUUGGAGAUUCUAUAGAUAUUAUCAAACUUGACGCUGUAUCAUCAUUUGUAUAUUUCCGCAACCUUUGCAAGGAUUACGGCAGAAUCAGCAAGAUGCAAAUGAUUGGAUCAGCAGCGGUCAAUCUUGCCCACCAUGAAGAUAUAGAGAUUAUCCUUUCUUCCACGCGUUUUAAUGAAAAGCAAACUCCUUACAACUUCAUGAAGCCCUGGCUCGGCGACGGAUUGCUAAUUAGCAAUGGCGAGAAAUGGAAGCAGCGUCGUAAGCUGCUGACGCCGGCAUUCCACUUCAACAUCCUGAAGAAGUUCUGCCACACGUUCAACGAACACACGGAGCGGUUCCUCGAGCUGCUCGACAAGGAGACCAGCCAGGAGAAGACCAACGUCAAGCCGCUGCUCACCAGGGCUACUCUCGAUAUCAUGUGUGAAACAUCUAUGGGCACGUCAAUGCAUGAAACAAGUGGAUCAACAACAAAGAAGUACUUUGACGCCUUGUACGACAUAGGAGACGUUCUGCUGGAACGGUUCUUCAAAGUUUGGCUUCACUCAGACUUCAUAUACAACUACAGUUCCCUUGCAAAACGGGAACGAAAGCUGCUGAAAGAUCUGCACAACUUCACCAACACAGUCAUUGAUGAAAGACGGGAAUAUAGACAAAAACAUAAUAUAACUAGCAGCACCGGAGACGAAAUGUUCUCUGGAAAAGUGAAAAAGGCAAUGUUGGACAUGCUUUUGGAAAACGAAGGAACUAAAAUUGACUCUGAGGGUAUCAGGGAAGAAGUAGAUACGUUUAUGUUUGAGGGACACGAUACAACAUCAAUGGCAAUGAGUUUUAUGCUCAUGAGGAUUGCAAACGAACCCGAAAUUCAGGACAAAAUCUACGAGGAACUACAGGGAGUGUUUGGGGACUCUCGUGAGCCUCCCACUGUGGAGGAGCUGAGUGAGCUAAAGUAUCUGGAGUGCUGCAUCAAGGAGUCCCUGCGGAUCUACCCCAGCGUACCCUUCAUAGCCCGAUACAUCACUGAAGACGCGGAAUUAGGAGGCUACACAGUGCCUGCGGGCACUAUCGUCCAGAUUGACAUAUUCGACUGCCACCGCAACCCUGAGAUAUGGCCGGAGCCUGAGAAGUUCAUCCCAGAGAGGUUCCUCCCUGAGAACUGCGUUGGCAGACAUUCCUACGCCUACAUACCCUUCAGUGCUGGUGCAAGGAACUGUAUUGGCCAGAAGUUCGCGAUGUUGGAGAUGAAGACGAUGAUGUCGUGCCUGCUGCGCCGGUUUAAGCUGGAACCAGUCACGACGCAUGAGGACAUCGUGUUCUACGCUGACCUGGUCCUGAGGACCAAGAACCCCAUCUACGUGAAGUUCCGACCUAGAACUAAAACCAUGUACAAGUAAACUGCUGACUUAAGCCGAAUCUUUGAAACGUUUAUUUUCAAUUCGCAUGCUAAAGUAAUACCCAUUUCACUUAGUAUAUCAGGACUAGACUACUACUUAGUAACUUGUCAUUUGCAAUAUAAGACACGAGUAACGAAUACUAAAGGGGAUGAUUAGUAAAAACUCACAACCUCAACUCACGUGCGAAACUAUAUAGGGUCCUAGUGAUAUCAUAACGAGCACUAGGGAGGAUGAUUCAGCUCAUUAUACUGAGUUAAUAUCAAGUGAAAUUUUCUAUUGCAAAAGUAUCAGAUAGAAUGAAAAUAAUUAAAAAAUAUAUAUAAUAUGGUCAAAUUGAGAACGUCCUCCUUUUUUAAAGUCGGUAAAAAAACACAAAAAAAUCCAAAAAAUGGCGACGAAAAAUUCCACUUGAUAUUAACUCAGAAUCAUGGUCUGAAUCAUUCGCCUCAGUAUUCGGUACAAUGUUACUAACACCCUGUAUAAAUAUAGAAUAAACAAUAAUAUACCUACUUAUUACGUAAAGUACAUAAUAUUAUAUAUUGUAGAGGCAAUUAAAAAAACAAGCCUUACUUUCAUUUAAGUAUAUUUGGUACAUAAACUGAAAUAUAAAAGGUAAAAAGAGGUAUAAUGAAUUUUAGUUCUUUGUUUUGAUAACUUUUUCACCUAUUUUAUUUUAAUAUUAAUACGUAAUUUGCAGUUAUUUUUUAACUUUAUUAAUUAUUCAUUUAAUAAAUAAACUAGCGUUUU